This is a messenger RNA of Tuber aestivum (summer truffle), 581 nucleotides long. NCBI's taxonomy places the organism in Eukaryota, Fungi, Ascomycota, Pezizomycetes, Pezizales, Tuberaceae. The record is from the annotation of a GenBank genome assembly.
AUGAAAUUCACAUCCCCAAUCCUCCUCCUCGUGCUUCCAGCACUCUCCCUCGCUCGACCCUCUCUCCAGGGGGGAGAUCAGCAACUGCAAGUUCGCGGAGACGAUGGCGACACAUCCGUACGCGACGCCAUUCUCGGGCUCAGUUUCGUCGGUGACGUCGGGGCAACCUCCGACAUCCGGACUGCGUCGGCCAGCGGAGAACCGAGGGAGUGUCCGCUGCUAGUUGGCCCAUCGAUGAAUAUCACCUUGGUCUAUAUGGAUGCCCCGGAUUCUUUGGGGGAUGGUGGUGAGGGGUCUCCGGCCAAGAAUGGCACCGUGACAAGGUUGGCGAAGAGGCGGGGUAAUCUUCGCUGUCUACGGGUUUGUGUACGUGCUCUCCUUUCCCUUAUUGCUUCCUUGCUUUUGGCCUGCUCUCGUUGCUGAAGGAAUUGCCCCACAGUAUGCUGGGAGUUGCGAUCUCGUGGACUGCGGGACGCAGUAAAUGCCGAACGGACGCUUUCGACGACGACAUCCAUUUCGGCUCUUCUCUUCUCCGUUUGCUUUUAUUUCAUUUCAUCGAUUUCGGAUACCUUAUCGGGUAG